Messenger RNA from Pseudophryne corroboree (corroboree frog), 1825 nucleotides. RefSeq names its product S-phase kinase associated protein 1 (gene SKP1). Gene Ontology annotation, biological process: SCF-dependent proteasomal ubiquitin-dependent protein catabolic process. The transcript is spliced from 6 exons. Gene Ontology annotation, molecular function: cullin family protein binding. Bases 280 to 771 code for a protein of 163 amino acids. The record is from RefSeq and is a predicted model, not a curated record. NCBI's taxonomy places the organism in Eukaryota, Metazoa, Chordata, Amphibia, Anura, Myobatrachidae. Gene Ontology annotation, cellular component: nucleus; cytoplasm.
UUCCCUUCGGUCUCCCGUGCGGCGGCCAUUUUAUCGAAGGCCGGAGCCAUUUGUUUCCCACGUAACUUUGUCCUCAGAAACAUGUCUGCCAUCUGAAGACCAUUUUAUAAACACAAAUUUUAUCUCUAGUGUUUGGUACUGUGCAUGUUGCGUUAAAUCCCCCCGCCUGUACUGAGUGACGCAGAGGCCCGGGAGGUGGAGAGUUGUGGCGGCCGGUAGGCAGCAGAGGUGAGGCCGCGGUUUCCAGUUAUCUGUGGACGAUACACUAUAUCAUUAAGGAUGCCUUCAAUAAAGCUGCAGAGUUCCGAUGGUGAGAUUUUUGAAGUAGAUGUUGAAAUUGCUAAACAGUCUGUGACCAUCAAAACCAUGUUGGAAGACUUGGGCAUGGACGAUGAAGGAGACGAUGACCCAGUCCCACUUCCAAAUGUCAAUGCAGCCAUUCUGAAAAAGGUGAUCCAGUGGUGUACCCAUCACAAAGACGAUCCGCCCCCACCUGAGGAUGAUGAGAAUAAGGAGAAGAGGACAGAUGACAUCCCAGUGUGGGACCAAGAGUUUCUUAAAGUGGACCAGGGAACUCUGUUUGAACUUAUAUUGGCUGCUAAUUAUUUGGAUAUCAAAGGAUUGCUUGAUGUUACCUGCAAGACCGUGGCAAACAUGAUUAAAGGCAAAACCCCAGAAGAAAUUCGGAAGACCUUCAAUAUAAAAAAUGACUUUACUGAAGAGGAAGAGGCACAGGUACGCAAAGAGAAUCAGUGGUGUGAAGAGAAGUGAGAGCCUGUGCCUCUUGUCACUAUAACACUGUAAGAAUUGUUCCAAAUAGUUGCACUGCUCUGUUUAUAAUAGACAAUUCAGCAGCUUAUCAUAUUAGCAGCAGGGCGUUUUUGCUGCAUGUUGUGUCCUAUAUAUAUAUUUUUUUUCUUUUGAGUAAUGAUUCAACUUCCCAAUUGUUUUACCAUUGUAACCUUGUGUGACUUUUACUAUAAAACUAUAAUAAAUCUGUGACCUGUGUGCUUUUGAAGACAGAAGAUAAGCAUCCAAGUUGUCUUUUCCAAACCAGUCUCCUUACUGUGUGAACUGGGUUACGAAUCACGCGUUUGUUAGCAUGAUGCAGGUGAACACGUAACUGCUGCAGCUGCAUAUCUCUCCCAAGCACGAUGUCGUAACGCAGAAAGCAAAACAGACGCCUGUACAGAGCAAAGUCUUGUUCAGAUGUUUGGGUGCGGCUCCUUACUAGACGGCCAGGGACGUUACAGGGAGGUCACGUCCACGGUGCCGUUUGAUCUUCAGUCUAAAUGCUGUAGUUUACUGCAUCAUCUAGGAGACGCAGUUUAACUUUUUGAGGCAGGUUCUCUAAUUUAGCAUACCUUGUAAAUUUGUAUUUAUUUUUUCUUUUAUGGGGGAGAAACUAAUAGGACUAGGAUGGCAGAGCUAAGAACAUCUUUCAUCUUCCCUUUCUUUUCUUUUCUCCUUCCUCUGUAAUGGUAACAGCGACCGGUCAUGUUAAGUAAGGUAUUACAUUUCAUCAAGUAAAUUUCCGUACAUGUAAAAUGUAGAUCCUUCCCAGAGCUUAGGGCUGGCAUAAGAGAAAGUGGUGGCGGUUCCCCUGGACAGCGUCAUCCUGUCCUGCUACUGUUUUAUUUCCUCUGUGAAUGAGCAUCUCUGCAUGCGAUCAGACUGUUCUAUUCACCUGUCACAUAUUAAAGCGUUGUUCCGUCCUAGCUUCUAUAGCCGCUUCCUUCAUGGUGUUGUGUUCCGUGUUCAUUAUAGUUUUUAAUCUGUAUGGAAGAGCAGGUUUUAACUUUCCUAAUAAACUGACUUUAAAAGA